Ostrinia nubilalis (European corn borer) is the source of this 4658-nucleotide messenger RNA. RefSeq lists its product as uncharacterized. Gene Ontology annotation, cellular component: exon-exon junction complex. The coding region runs from base 175 to 3387 and encodes 1070 amino acids. The transcript has 19 exons. NCBI's taxonomy places the organism in Eukaryota, Metazoa, Arthropoda, Insecta, Lepidoptera, Crambidae. Gene Ontology annotation, molecular function: mRNA binding. Gene Ontology annotation, biological process: mRNA processing. The record is from RefSeq and is a predicted model, not a curated record.
AUGGCCGCGGAUUCCCUUGUUUUGACGUUCCUUCAUUUUCCAUAGUUCGUGUGGAGAUUUUUUCGUUUUGCAUUUGAAUCAAGUGCGAAAGCUGACAAUAUUGUUUGCUGUUUAAAUUUGUGACGAAAAUCAGUCAAUCUGGAAGUCUUACAAGUGACCCGUGAGGACGCCGAUAUGACGUCCGUAGUGCGAAGACGAGACCACGACGAUUCCGGUGAAUUCUCGGACGCAUCACAGGAUAUCGAGCAUAAUCACUCUGGGAAUGAUGGGGGACAACCGGAGUCGGAUUAUGACUCCCAGGGUAGUGACUCCGAGCGAUCGGACAGGGAUCCGGAGAGCCAGGAAACGGAGCGCCGUGUAGACGACGAUGAGGACCGAAGCAACCCUCAGUACAUCCCUAAGAGAGGCACCUUCUAUGAGCACGAUGACCGUACCGCUGCAAGCGGAGAAGAAUCUACCAAUACGACAUCAGAAGCUGCCUCUGAGAAGAAGGAAGGCAGUGAGACGCCCGCCGAGCGCCGUCGUCCGCCGCGGAAGUCGGAGAUCAUCAACAAGUGGUCCCACGACAAGUACAACGAGAAUGAACAGAUGCCCAAAUCGCGUGAAGAGUUGGUGGCCAUAUAUGGAUACGACAUACGGAACGAGGAUGCGCCGCCGCACGCUCGCCGCAACAGGAGAUAUGGUCGCGGCCCUAACAAGUACACUCGCACUUGGGAAGACGAGGAGGCGUACAAGCGUCAACAAGCGCAGGCGCCGCCGCGUCGCCCGCCUAACCCGGAAGACUUCCCCGAGCUCGAGGCUGGCAACAAGCACAGCAGAAAGGGCCGCGGUCCCCGGCCCCGGUCCAAGUCGCAGCCGGCGUCUAACGAGUCGCUCGACAACGGCACGCAGCUGCGAAGGAACGCUUCUAUCAAGUCGCCUAAAGGUAAACCGGACCGUCCGCCGAAGCAGAAUCUCAGCAAGAACCCCGUGAAACGGGAGCCGGUGACGCCCAAGCCGCAGCCCAAGGAGAAAAUGCCGCCGCUAGAGAAUCUCACCAUAACCACGUCUUUGGUCAACAAUAACCAAGGUUCCCGGAAGGUGAGCGCGGUGGCGCAGCAGAGGCCGGUGCCCACCGACCAGGGCAAGAAGAAGCCGCCGCAGCAGCCGCAACCUCCACAACAGAACAACGUAGCUCCGAAUAAGUCGCCGCCGCAGCAGCCGCAGCCGCCUCAGAAGCCACAGCCGCCACAGCAGAACCAACAGCAGCCGGCCGCUGGUGCGGAAGCAAGAGGCGGAAGCAAAAGAUACAGCAGUUUGCGCCAACGCCCGCUCGCUGAGAACUACACGCCGCAACCGCAGCAGCCGCAGCAACCGCAGCAGCCGCAGCAGCCGCAGCAACCGCAGCCGCAGCAGCAGAUCAGAUAUGCUGGUGAGCUUAUUGGCAAAGAUACUGCAGUUUUCUCCAGAUACUGCAGUCUUCUCCAGACGCUGCAGUCUUCUCCAGACGCUGCAGUCUUCUCCAGAUACUGCAGUCUUCUCCAGACGCUGCAGUCUUCUCUAGAUGCUGCAGUCUUCUCCAGAUGCUGCAGUCUUCUCCAGACGCUGCAGUCUUCUCCAGACGCUGCAGUCUUCUCCAGAUACUGCAGUCUUCUCCAGACGCUGCAGUCUUCUCCAGAUACUGCAGUCUUCUCCAGACGCUGCAGUCUUCUCCAGAUACUGCAGUCUUCUCUAGACGCUGCAGUCUUCUCCAGACGCUGCAGUCUUCUCCAGAUACUGCAGUCUUCUCCAGACGCUGCAGUCUUCUCCAGAUACUGCAGUCUUCUCCAGACGCUGCAGUCUUCUCCAGAUACUGCAGUCUUCUCUAGACGCUGCAGUCUUCUCCAGACGCUGCAGUCUUCUCCAGAUACUGCAGUCUUCUCCAGACGCUGCAGUCUUCUCCAGACGCUGCAGUCUUCUCCAGAUACUGCAGUCUUCUCCAGACGCUGCAGUCUUCUCCAGAUACUGCAGUCUUCUCCAGACGUUGCAGUCUUCUCCAGAUACUGCAGUCUUCUCCAGACGCUGCAGUCUUCUCCAGACGCUGCAGUCUUCUCCAGAUACUGCAGUCUUCUCCAGACGCUGCAGUCUUCUCCAGACGCUGCAGUCUUCUCCAGAUACUGCAGUCUUCUCCAGACGCUGCAGUCUUCUCCAGACGCUGCAGUCUUCUCCAGAUACUGCAGUCUUCUCCAGACGCUGCAGUCUUCUCCAGACGCUGCAGUCUUCUCCAGAUACUGCAGUCUUCUCCAGAUACUGCAGUCUUCUCCAGACGUUGCAGUCUUCUCCAGAUACUGCAGUCUUCUCCAGACGCUGCAGUCUUCUCCAGACGCUGCAGUCUUCUCCAGACGCUGCAGUCUUCUCCAGACGCUGCAGUCUUCUCCAGACGCUGCAGUCUUCUCCAGACGCUGCAGUCUUCUCCAGAUACUGCAGUCUUCUCCAGAUACUGCAGUCUUCUCCAGACGCUGCAGUCUUCGACGGCAGUCUCAGACGCCGCAGCAGCAGCAGCAGCAGAUCAGAUAUGCUGAAUACCCGGCGGGCGGCGCUGCGGGCGCGGCGCCGAGUUCUCAUCAGCCCGCCGCGGCGCCUCUGCCGCACCCACAACAGAUUAUGCACCAGGUACACCGCUCGGCGCCGGUACAGCCGCCGGCGCACGGGCCCUCGCCUCCUCACCAGCCCUUACCGCAGCCGCAGCACCCGCAACAGCAGGUGCGGCUGGGUCUGCUGGAGCAACAGCAGCUGGUGCACGCGCCGCAUCUACACAACUUGCCGCAACCGCACGCUAUGGGACAACUCCAACCAACACAAGCCUACGCACCGCCAGCAAUGAUGCCCGCACAGUAUAUGCAGCAACCCGCGGUGGGCGGCGCCAACAGCGGCGUGUUCGGCGGCGCGGCCAUGUUCCCGCCGCCCGCGCCCUACCCGCUCUACCCGCACCAGCACCACAACUACGCCACACAAGCGGGGGGCGUGACGUACUACAACUGCGCGGAGCAGGAGCCGCCCGCGCCGCAGCCGCGCGCGCAGCGCCGCCCCACCGCCGCCAUACCCAUCGUGCGCCCGCACGCGCCCGACCGGCCAGUAAACUCGUCAGAAAAGGACAACAUAGACAGGAUCGUAGAAAACAUGUUUGUCAGAAAGCCUUGGCCCGCGACACACGGCGCUGAUUCAAAAGAAAAAAGCACAGAGAACCGCAGCUCACAAGAGCCCCAAAGCAAAGAGUCAUCCCAACCCAACAGCCUAACUUCCAGCUCCAUAUCCACCGACUCCAGACCCUCAGAACAGAAAGAGGAGAGGACAGAAGAACCGGAAGAGAGGAAACAGGAAAGAGAAAGCCAGGAGGCUGAGCAGGAGAGCAUAUCGACGGAUGCCUGACUGGUAAGGAUAAAGUACCUCGAGUGCUACAAGGCUAAAUACUAUAGCGGAAGGUAAUUUAUUACUAGGACGGUCACACUUUUCUAGAUAUUGACGAUUUGAUUUGAUUUUCGGUUACGUUGCUAAUGUUUGUUUUACGGAUGAUUUUUAAUAAAUUUUCUGAAGUUUCGUAUUUAUUUGACUAGCCACUGUACUAGAAGCGCCAUCUGUGUAUUUAAAUUAAAAGUGCGACAUAUUUGUGAACACAUAUUGUGACAUAUUUGUGAAUACAUGUGUGACAUAUUUGUGAACACAUGUGUGAAGUAUUUGUGAACAUGUGUGACAUAUUUGUGAACACGUGUGAAAUAUUUGUGAACAUGUGUGACAUAUUUGUGAACACAUGUGUGAAAUAUUUGUGAACAUGUUUGACAUAUUUGUGAACACGUUUGACAUAUUUGUGAACACGUUUGACAUAUUUCUGAACAUAGAUGUCACUUUUCUGUGACAAUAAUCAAGUGUCAUCAUUGUAUUUACUUGACUGGCCACCGUUUAAGGGCGCCAUCUUUGUAACAUUCAUGAAUUUAUGUAUGACACGAAUCUGCUAACACAUUUUUAUCUGCUGGACAACAGAUUACACUUUUUCUAUUGUUCUUUAGAGAACAAGCAAAAAAAUGACCCCAAACUGUUUACAUUUUUCUACAUACUAUUUCUAAGUAUGCACAAGUCACAUCUCUCUCAAAUUACAUAUUUGACAAGGCUUAACUCAUAAAAUACUAUUGAUUUAUAUUUGUAGCAAUACAAAGGUUCCAUUUUGAUUGAAUUACUGCUGAAAGCAAGGAAAACGCUCGUGGAUUCACCGCGAAGCGUCUAUGAGAUCUAGACCGGUACAGCUUUUGAUUCAAAGCUUCACCAAGUAGAUCUAGGGAUUGUCUAUGGAACUGCUUAUUUAAAAUACUAGUUGAUUUAUGGAACUUAGAUUUAAAAAAAAAUUGAUUUAUUUUUCAUAUAAAUACUUCCUGCUUGAUACUCUUUAACAAAAUCGUGUUUUGUUUAUUUAAAUCCUUAGUUUCAUUAGUUUAAUCAUAAAAGACAGGGUUGUCAAAAAGGCGUUUGUCUAUGGUAUUCUCCACUUGAAAAUUUUACUUGAGUCUUAAGUGUUAUGUUAUGCUUCAACCAAACCAACGCGUGCAGAUCGCCAUCGCGACGCGAUCAUAGGCCAAUGACAGGUCGCGCGUCCUGUCAUUGGUCGCGCGUCCUGUUAUUGGUCACGCGUCCUGUCAUUGAUCGCGCGU